AUGAACCAAAAUUCUGAAUAUGUGAAUCUACCCCCGACUUCAAACGGUCCAGUCCCUGCAAUUCACUCCACAGAUUUGUUUGAUUGCUAUAAUGGAGUUACUUCAGAAAAAUAUGGUCAUUGUGACUCUGUUCUCAAGCACAUAAACCAGGUGUUAAUGGAAGAUGACAUGGAAGACGAGGCCUGCAUGGUUGAGGACUCCACUCUUCAUGCCGCUGAGGAAUACUACUAUAAAAUACUUAAUGAAAGACAUCCUUCCUCGCCCAAUCCGGGGAUGCCUUGUGAAGAAAAACCUAGCCGUAGCAGCAGUUGUGGUGGCAGCUCUGCUGAUGCUAACAACCCAGUUGAAUCUGCUGUAGUUGGUCCUCCUUGUAUGCAUUGUACUUAUGUUGACCAUGCAUUUCAGACUAAUUCCCCGUCCUCCUCCUCCAGGAGCUUCUCCUCUCAUAGCGUUGCUGAUCUGGUAUUUUUUGCCUACACUUCUGAUGGUGACUUGCCAACUGAGGCAAGUGGGAAGUGGCAGCAAUAUGAGCGAGCAAAAGGAUACUAUGAUAAAAUCACCUACACUAAGAAAGGGGUUAGUAAAAGGAAAGCGGUUGAGAUGAGGAAACUCCUAAUACAAUGUAUGCAAUCUGUGGCAGGCGGCAAUGAUCAGAUGACAGCAACUAAACUACUGAAGCAAAUAAGGUUGCGUUCAUCCCCUCAGGGUGAUGAAUCAGAAAGGUUAGCCCACUACUUCGCUAAUGGUCUUGAGGCACGCUUGAUCAAUUCUAAGAUCCCAGAAUAUAGACCCUUUUAUAUGAAGGGCAUAGUGGAAUCUGAUGUUUGGGAAGCUCUUAAUUUGUACGUUUCAGCAUUCCCUUUUGCGGGGAUAUCGUAUUUCGUUGCAACCCAAAUGUUAAUGGAAUUGGCCAAGAAAGCUUCUAGUCUUCACAUUAUUCAUUUUGGUAUUACAUAUGGUUCCCAAGGCCUCUACUUAUUCAGUGUCUAUCUAAAAGACCUGGUGGUCCUCCCAAGCUUCGCAUCACGGCAAUAGACCUUCCCCAAAUUGGUUUCCGAUUUGAUGCAAGGGUUAAGGAGGCAGGUCGACGUUUAGCAACUUAUUGUGAAAAAUUCAAGGUUCCAUUCGAGUAUAAUGGCUUUGAUAAAGAAUGGGAAACUGUUCGUGUUGAGGAUCUCAGGAUUCAGGAGGAGGAGAUGCUUGUUGUGAUCUGUUUGAACCGAUCAAAGACUUGCUUGAUGACACGAUUAUGGAGCACAGUCCAAGGGAUACGUUUUUAAACUUAACUAGCAGGAUUAAUCCAGAUAUUUUUAUACAUGGAAUAAUUAAUGGGACCUACAAUUCUCCAUUUUUUGUGUCACGGUUCCGUGAAGCUCUCUUCCAUUUCUCUGCAUGGUUUGAUAUGGUGGAUGCUAUUGUGCCGCGAGAUAAUCAGGAUAGAAUUGUGCUUGAGAGGGACAUAUGGGGGCAGGAAAUUAAGAAUAUCAUAGCAUGUGAAGGGUUAGACAGGGUCGCAGGGCCAGAGACAUACAAGCAGUGGGAGAUUCGCACAAUCAGAGCUGGGUUCAGGCAGCUGCCUUUGAAUCAGGAGAUCCUUAAAGAAGGGCGGGCUAAGGUCAAAUCAUCCUACCAUAAUAAAGACUUUCUUGUGGACGAGGUCAACCAGUGGAUUGUUAAUGGGUGGAAGGGGCGAGUUUUCUUUGCCAUCUCAUCUUGGAAACUUGCUUAGUUGGGUACCUAUUGUACAGGUCUUAGUAACAAGCUUCUGCCUCUGCCUCUGUAGUGCUGGAUGAACAAUAUAAUUUUUUUUAUUAGGAUAAGCUAAUCAAAAAAGUAGUUGCUUUAUUUUGAUUUCA
Molecule: messenger RNA, 1856 nt
Organism: Diospyros lotus (date-plum)
Lineage: Eukaryota; Viridiplantae; Streptophyta; Magnoliopsida; Ericales; Ebenaceae
Product: scarecrow-like protein 14
Exons: 2
Coding region: 1-1035 (344 amino acids)
Biological process (GO): regulation of DNA-templated transcription
Cellular component (GO): nucleus
Molecular function (GO): sequence-specific DNA binding; DNA-binding transcription factor activity
Source: RefSeq, a predicted model, not a curated record